AUGGCACAAUAUCCGCAUCCCUCCUCUCGUAUCUCCCGCCAAGGUCAGAAUAGAAGCCUUCAGCACAGUCGGAGCCAAACUUACUCACAAGCCAGGAACCAGAACCGCCACCAGAACCAGAACCAGGGUCAGAGUGACAGUCAGAGUUACUACCACCAGAGGGGCAGUGAGAGUGAUAAUUACAGUCUGCCCGAUAUAGACGAUGAAGGCGAGGACGGCGACGAGGAUGAAGACUCAGAAGGUGUGAUCAUGGCAGUUGAUUACAAGAGCCGGAAGAUUGGUUGCGCAUUUUACUCGAUGGUGGAUCAGAGGUUGAGCUUGAUGGAGGAUAUCGAACUACCAACCUCUGAAUGUUUGGAAGCUCAUGAAUAUGCGACCCCGUAUUACAUCUCCAUUCGCCCGACCGGAGAAUUUUCCUACGAGGCAGCAAGGAACAAAUUAAUCUCCAUAAAAAUCGGGCAAGCAGACGGUCCAAUUCUAACUCUCCAGACUCCGGGCGAUAUUCACGACAUAACCACAGACCAGAAAAGACGUGGAAACUUACUCCGGCUUGCCGGCUGGGUCAACGUUGAUAGCAGGAUCAGCGUUGGAUGCUCUGGGGCUGUUUUGACCUAUUUGCAGAGGAAACAGGCAGCAACAUCGCUGACUGAUAGAGUAGUUUCUGUGGCAAAUCUCGAGAUGUGGAGCAUGAAUAACACCAUGUUUGUCAAUGCCGAUACAAUGUGUGCUCUCCAGAUAUUUGAGGACGAGUCGCAUCCAAAUUUCCUAAUGCAAGGUCCCCAUGGGCGGGGGAAAGAAGGGCUCUCACUCUUUGGAAUAAUGAACUUGACCCGCUCCCCCUUAGGGCAUACUAUGCUGAAGCAAUGGUUUCUACGGCCGUCGCUUUCUAUAGAAGCUAUCAACGAACGGCAGGACUCUAUUUCAGCUUUUUUAAGGCCCGAUGUCUCUCACAUGACACAGGUAAUUGGCAAAAGCAUACGAAAAAUUAAGAACAUUCCAAAGAUACUCGCUGGUUUAAGAAAGGGUCCAGGCCGGGAAGGUCGGAGUGGGGAAUGGAGUGCUCUCCAACAAUUUUGUUUUUACGCUCUCAAGAUCAAGACCUGCUUAGAGGAGAUGAGCGGAAUCGGAGGAUUGCAAAUAAUCAAGAAGGUCGCUGAAAACUUUAACGUACCCUCACUCCAAGAGGUUGGGCAAAUGAUCACCGAAACCAUUGACUUUGAGGAAUCAGUUGCUUUGCAUCGUGUGGUAAUACAGCGAAACAUAGAUGAAGAGCUAGACGAAAUGAAGCGAUUGUACGAUGGGUUGGGAGACAUGUUAGGCACAGUCGCCAGAGACAUUGCCAGAGACAUGCCGCUUGACGUUGCAACAUCCUUGAACGUUAUAUUCUUUCCACAAAUUGGAUACUUGAUUGUCAUCCCUGCACAGGGCACUGGCAACACUACACAUGGACUGCUCAACGACCCCUCGGGAGGGCCUGCAUACGCCCAAGAGGGAUGGGACCUUCAGUUCUGCACCGAGACCAACUGGUACUAUAAGAACCCACAAAUGAGAGAUCUGGAUGACUACUUCGGAGAUUUGUAUGGACGUGUAUGUGACAGAGAAAUAGAAUUAGUUCAUGCUAUGAAAUGCCGAGUGCUACAACAUGACGUUGCACUUGCCAGUUGCGCGAUGGUCUGCGCAGAGCUUGAUUGUCUCUUAGCUAUGGCCGAAGCUGCGGAAAGGUAUAAAUUUACAUGUCCAGUUAUCGUCACAGACAAUGUGAUCAAUAUUAAAGGCGGCCGGCAUCCACUACAAGAGCUUUGCGUCUCUGCAUAUAUUGAGAAUGAUACACUCGUUGCUGGGGGAGAAGGGACAUUGGGAGAAGUGGUGGUUGAAGCACCCGACAAUGGAGGCCCGAGGAGCGCGGAAAGAUCAAGAGCAGAUAUUUCUAACGGAGAUGGAGAAAAUGCGCCUAGCAUGAUGCUCCUUACUGGCCCUAAUUACUCGGGGAAGAGUGUUUACCUGAAACAGGUCGCACUAAUUGUUUACAUGGCCCACAUUGGCAGUUUUGUACCCGCGAGGGGUGCUGUGAUUGGCUUGACGGACAAGAUAUUGACUCGGAUACAAACGAGAGAAAUGCUAAUUUCUUUGAAGACUCAAAGCGCGUUUAUGAUCGAUCUCCAACAAAUUUCCAGCUCACUGAGACUCGCCACGAGACGAAGCCUUUUGAUUAUUGACGAGUUUGGGAAGGGCACAGAUUCGAGUGACGGGGCGGGAUUACUAAGAUUCUCACCAGUAGCUUCGGAACUAUUUGCGCGGCACUCAACGGGAUUCACCCAGCAAUUGUGUCAAGAGCAGAGGACUUGA
Tuber melanosporum (Perigord truffle) is the source of this 2346-nucleotide messenger RNA. RefSeq lists its product as uncharacterized. Gene Ontology annotation, cellular component: nucleus. The record is from RefSeq and is a predicted model, not a curated record. NCBI's taxonomy places the organism in Eukaryota, Fungi, Ascomycota, Pezizomycetes, Pezizales, Tuberaceae. Bases 1 to 2346 code for a protein of 781 amino acids. The transcript is spliced from 13 exons. Gene Ontology annotation, molecular function: ATP binding; ATP-dependent DNA damage sensor activity; mismatched DNA binding. Gene Ontology annotation, biological process: mismatch repair; chiasma assembly.